AUGCAGAGUCUUACGUUUGUACUGGUUUGUGGACUACUGUUUGUGCCAGAACCGGUUCCUGCCUGGAAAGCCGACACUGUAAAACUAUGGGCUAGAGCGCUUGGCGAUGAAUUGUGGAAGUUGAGUGAAGCCCUCACAAAGUCGGAUAAAAUUAAAAUCAAAUACAAACAAAUGAAUGCGAGCGUAAAAAAGAAGGAUGGCAAACAAAUAUUGGAGUCUUCACUACGUUCGGUAAGCACAAUGCUUACUCGAAAAAUCAAUGCCGUCAAGUGCAUUCAUGCGACGGCUGAGAGCUUGGCACAAAAAUUUAACUACACGGACAAAAUGCCCAAAGAUUUUCAAUAUUGUUCAGCAAAAUAUUCCAGCUUUGAAUAUGCAGACCCUGACGAUGAACCCGAGAAAGGGCCAGACUUUGAAAUACCCAAAUAUGUGAAGAAUGACACUAGUCAUUAUAUGAAUAUUUCUCUGGAGAGGGAUUCACACUUUUAUGAUAUAAGUGUCAAUACAAAUACAAGCUGUGUACAUGUACCGACUAAUAUAUUUGAUGGAGAAAACCAUACAUUAAAUUCCAUAAUGUGGUCAAAAGAAUUAAACGAUAUCUUUACAAAAAAUUAUAAGUCUGACCCAUCGCUCUCGUGGCAAUACUUUGGUAGUUCGCAUGGAAUAUUGCGAUUUUAUCCCGGGAUGCCAUGGAAUUUCCAACACACAGAUACAUACGAUUGCCGUGUCAAAUCAUGGUAUAUUGAAGCUGCUACUUGUUCCAAAGACAUGAUCAUCUUGUUUGAUGUCUCUGGUUCGAUGACUGGGUUCAAGAAUUACGUGGCUCGGAGAACGCUGCAAUCAAUUUUAGACACGUUGUCAAACAACGACUAUGUUAAUGUUUACACAUUUAAAAAUCAAACUCAUGUUGUUGUGGAAUGUUUUGUUGGACUUGUGCAAGCAACCCCUGAGAACUUGAAAACUUUGUUGGAUACACUUACACCAACAGAUAAUGGGAAAAAACAUAAAGUACCAUUGGAAGGUAAUGCAAACUUAACUGAGGCUUACAUGAAAGCUUUUACGACACUGAGAGAGAGAAGAGCACACUGUGACGUUAGCAGUACCCAGGGUUGUAAUCAACUGGUCAUGCUGAUCACGGACUACGUACCAGGCAACCUCACAGAGGUGUUUGAUACCUACAACAGAGAGGUGGUUAACAAUAAAACGUAUACCCCCGUUAGAGUGUUUACUUACCUUAUCGGAAAAGAGGUCACCAAUGUUCGGGAGAUUCAGUGGAUGGCGUGUUUAAACAGAGGUUAUUUCGUGCAUAUUCAUUCGGUAGAAGAAGUUCAGCAGCAGGUACUGAAGUACAUCAACGUGAUCGCCCGCCCCAUGAUCCUGGAAGACAAAGAGCCACCUCCGACGUGGACGCACGCUAAUAUUGACUCUACGCGUACAACAGAGUGGAAAGUAAGUGGUGAUAUCAGUAAACCCGACGAAGACAAAUUAGUGACGUCAGUAGCAAUCCCAGCCUUCGACUACAAAUAUAACAAGAUGAAAAACGAUGCCAUGCUUCUAGGAGUAGCCGGUACAGAUGUACCUAUCGACAGUAUCGCCAAACUUGCUCAGCCGCAUCAGCUUGGCGUAAAUGGCUAUUCAUUCAUUGUGAGCAACAAUGGAUAUUUAUUACUGCAUCCCUUGUUGAUAACAACGAUUAACGGCAACCUACAAACGAACUACAACAGUGUGGACUUUGUUGAGGUGGAGCAGGUCGAUGAUGGCAAAGGGUCACGGGAACUGGGAGAAAAGAUCACGCUUCUAAGAGAAAUGUUAGUCAAUGGUUCGGACGACGACAUGCAGCAAGUUGAAGUGCUGUACCAUUAUGACAAUAUGAGGCGGAUAUCUCGAGUAAAACACGACUACUUCUUUAACAAACUCGAAGGUACACCUUUUUCAAUGGGCAUUUCUCUACCUAAGGGAUAUGGAGACACAGAACUUAUGCUUAAAGAUAACCCUUUGGAAGCCAAGCAGGGGAAGGCGCUAACGGGCAUCAAUGUCACUGAUUAUUUUAGGUUUAGCUAUAGGGUACAUCCUGAUUGGGUGUAUUGUAAAUAUCAUUACUUGGAAGGACAUGAAACCCCAAAUUCAGAAGAAGAGGCGUGGAACUUUUUAGUGGGUCUUUCCAAGAAUGAGAUCGACAUUACCAGGCAACAAUAUACACAAGAAAAUUACACAAAGUUUACUGUGGAGACACAUUGUGGAACUACCCCUUUGGAUAUAAACGCCUACUACUGCAACGAAGACUUAGUUAAACAGUUGGUAUUUGACGCUAAAUUAACAACGCCUUAUUUUGAGACGUGGACCGCGUCUGAUGGCUUCGAUGAAAAUGAAAUGUGGGAACUUGCAAAAACAUAUAAUGUUAGCGUCAGAUUUAUCGCGACUUCCAGCGGUCUUACGAGGUGGCAUUAUAUUUUUGAUUCUACUAAAAAUGAGCAAGUUGACGACCACGGUAAAAGGAGCAAGGAGUAUGAGCACGAUGUAUUUGGAGAUAUUUACUAUAAGACUAUCGAAGAAACUUGGUAUCGAGCUGCGGUGCUCCAACACAUGAUAAAUAAUGAGUCUUUGGUUGUGGCUACACCUUUACCAAUAUUAGACGACGUCAUAAAGACAAAGCCGAAGGUGAUCAACGAGGACGGUGACAUUACUUUGACAGCCAGCUACGCCAUAUUCUACAAAGAUGGCAACUCUUCAACACCGGCCUCUGUCGUUGGUUUUCAAUAUUCCUACUUGAAGUUCUAUGAAAGAUUUUUGCAAAUCACUAAAGAAUUUACCUUGGAUGAAUCUAAUGACCCUAAAUGUAACUCAACCAAGUUCGAGUGCUACGUCAUUGACAGUUCUGGGUAUAUCGUUCUGUCGAAGGAUAAGAACCUAGUUGGCCAAUUCUUUGGUCGUGUUCAUAAUCAUGUUCUACAAUCGUUUCUGGACACUGGAAUUUUUGAUCACGUAGAAGUCUUCAACUACCAGGCUCUAUGUCCUGUGUCUAUAUUGGUCAAAAAGAAUAGCUCAUGGUCAUUAAAAACUCCUUUCACCGUUACAUUCAACUUUUUGACUUGGUUGAUAUCUGAGGCCCUGUUAUUGUUAACCAAUGUAUACAAUGGGAAUGAGUUCGCCUACGCAUCGGUCAUCGAGGAUCCUGACUAUAUCGAAAUAAUCAAAGAAGCGUACACAGAGCCGCCAACGACGUCACGGCCACCCUCUGCGGCGAAUGAAACCAUCUCUGGCAAAGAAAACAAGGGCCCAAUCCUGUUCUCCUGCGACCAUAGCGUUCAGCUGUACAUACUGAAUCAAUCAUAUUUCCUGGAAGUCGCUGGAGCUUCGCCUACUGUUGCAAAAGAUGAACCUGGACCGUGUCACCCCGCGUACUGGGCUUCCUAUGUCCCUAAAACAAAUUUGCUCCUCGUGGUUGUCGAAAAUGAUGACAACACUUACGAGAAUUGCAAAGAGCCACGAGACACAAAACCUAAACCAACUAGUGCAUCCACGGACAGCCUGGAACCUUGCCACAAACUAGAUUUGAGCAGACUAAAGCGGCGACGACUAGAAGGCUGCUUCACUUAUCAUGAUGGGGAGCGGAACAUCACGGAGUGUGGCAUCGCCAGCAUCGCGAAGUGCGACUUGCUCGUUAUGUUGAUCGCGUGCUGUCUACUCGCCUACACAGGGAUGAUAUCCUCAUGA
Arctia plantaginis is the source of this 3714-nucleotide messenger RNA. The record is from the annotation of a GenBank genome assembly. NCBI's taxonomy places the organism in Eukaryota, Metazoa, Arthropoda, Insecta, Lepidoptera, Erebidae.